AUGACCGGCCUCAAGCCAUCCUCCUUCCCCCACGACACCACCUCCCCCCUGCAUCCCACCACCCACCUCUCCAUCUCCCACCCCCCAUCCUCCCAGUCCACCCUCCGCAUCGCCCCAAUUCUCAGCACGCACCAGGCCACACCGUCGCCGACACUCCCCGUCCUCGCAGUGACCUCAUCCUCAUCGCUCUCCCGCACGCUCACCUGCCGUGCCGUCAGCGACGACGAAGGCCACGACGACACAGACGACGGCGGGCAACCUCCGCUAGCGACGCUGUCCAGCCCGCUCCUCGCCUUUGGGCGCUGGACCAUCUCGUUCUCUGCGGCUGCGUCUCUAAGUGAAGCGGCCGGGAGCGGAGAAGGAGAAGCGAGACGAAGGGGAGAUGCGGGAGAAGGAGAAGGAGGAACAGGAUGCCCAGGAUUGCGCAUAGGUGACAUUGAGCUCCACCCCGUCAGCUCCCGCAGCAGCGCCGACGUCUUCGUUCUCUCCGGCGUGCCCUUCUUCUGGGAGCGUGGUGACGGCGCCACGCGCACGCUACACAAGGUCGUCAACGGGCGCAAGGUAGACGUCGCGAUAUUCACAGGCAGACGCACGCGAGAUGCCGAGGGCGUGAUGGCUGUUGAUGAGACACACGUCAAUGCUUUGGUCGCGGCGGUCACUUGCGUCGCGGUGCUGAAGCGGACUGACUCCUUUCGAAUGUGA
Molecule: messenger RNA, 702 nt
Organism: Purpureocillium lilacinum
Lineage: Eukaryota; Fungi; Ascomycota; Sordariomycetes; Hypocreales; Ophiocordycipitaceae
Source: RefSeq, a predicted model, not a curated record